AUGCCUUCAUUCGACAUUGACAGUCACGGCAUCCAAGCUGUGGCUGAUGUGGGACACCUGUUGGGCGAUCUUUUGAGGCAUGCUGGGGAUGUGAAGCCAACAACUACCAUCGAGCCUCCCCUCGAGAGGUCCGACUUUGGCGACUUGCAAUCGCGACUAUCAGCCAUUUUCCCAAAGUCAAACGCAGAUGCUGCGCAACCCACGCGGAGUCAUCAAUGGGCUGUUUUGGAGACUGCUGUCCGGGAUAUUUUUGGCAGGUUGCUCGCCGAAUCGUCAAUCGACCACCCGGAUUUCGUCAGGGUCUGGAACUUGCUUGAUCUGUUGUGUAUUCUCGAAGACUUGGAACUAUGCGACCCUGCACUGUUGUUCUGGCUGAUCGAGGAGCUUCUCGACAGCCAAACUAUCUCGGGAUGUCGCAAGAUCUUUGACUACCUCGAAUCGCGGCGUCAAAAAAUCACCUCGAAGCACUUUGCUGCCAAAAAGCUUGUCAUAUUGAGGACAUGCAACGAACUCUUGCGGCGGCUCUCCCGCGCAAGAGAUACGGCUUUUUGCGGCAGGGUUUUCAUCUUUUUGUUCCAAAGCUUCCCUCUGGGCGAUAAGAGUUCAGUCAAUCUGCGUGGCGAGUUCCACGUCGAGAAUGUUACAACAUAUGACCAAGACGCAGCGAAGCGGAAUGGCGCCCCUGCAGAUCAAAUGGACAUAGAUGGCCAGCCGGCCACCGGCACACCUUCUGAAGGGAAGCAAACGACGUCAAAAUAUGCAUCGAGUGAUGCCAGAGGUCAGGGGCCUCCAAUUGACAUGGACACCUUGUACCCGAUCUUCUGGUCGCUCCAAGCCAGUUUCAGUCAACCCAAGAAUCUUUUCGAUCGCAAGAAUUUUGCAGAGUUCCAAUCAAAUCUUCAGUCCACGUUAUCUGCCCUUGAAUAUGCCCAAGGCCAGGCGUCGUCAAGGUCAAAGCAGUACGACGGGGGAGCAAGAGCUGGACAAAAGCGCAAGCGCGAUCCGGACGGUAAUGAGCUCGCAGAUUCAUUCAACCCAAGAUAUCUAACCAGCAGGGAUUUGUUUGAGUUAGAGUUGAGCGACCUCACCUUUCGGAGAUAUAUUCUCGUCCAAGCCCUGAUAAUUAUGGAGUUCUUGCUAUCAUUAUCAGCAGAAGCAAAGGAGAAGCUCGCCCAGGUCAAAGUCAACAACAAGUCAGUCACCUAUUCAGAUCAGGUACUAAGCGACGAGGAGUCUAAAUGGGCCGUCAACAUGAAGGAUAAAAUUACCGCACAGCUCACUAGUAUAUCGGUGAGCGACGGGCAAUAUUUUCACCGCAUUGUGGCGACUGUGCUGGCGAGGGACAAGAACUGGGUAAGGUGGAAGAUUGAAGGGUGCCCUCAGAUCGAGCUGCCCGCAGUUCCACCAGAGCAAUUUGUAGAGGCCAAGAAGACGGUUCAUCGCCAGGUGAACAAAAAGCACAGGGCAAACGCCGGAAGUGCGCUCUCGCUCGACUUUCUGAGCAUAAGCAGCACCUCCUCCGUGCUCGAUAGCCUCAAGGUCUCAGACCAGUAUCAGCUUCCAGAGCUGGGCAUAUUCCAGCGAAAGAUCGCCGAGGAUGACCUGGAGAUUGAUAUGCCAAUGAACGACAAGUCCAAGGCAGAGGCGAUAGAGGCCAAGGCGAGCAAGAGCUGGAGAGCGUUGCGCAUAGCAAGCAAAUCGCGCUUGGCAGACUUUGACAAGAUUGAGGACCCAGACAAAAUCGACGUUAUUUUUGCCAGCAAAGAAAACAGCCAGGCCGAUCCAGAGGCCGACGAUUGCCAACCAGGAAAGCAACCAGAUGAUUCGCGACCGUUAAUUAUAAGCGGCCCCAGGUCAUCUGGCAAAUCAUCAUUGAUAAAGCUCCUGCAAGAACGGAACCCUCGGGUUUUCGUCAAGGUCCGCGUGCACACAACGAGGAGCGAUAGAGAUGAUGAACCCAAGGAUCGGGAUCGCAUUGUUGUGUCCGCCGCUGAGUUCAGCACAAUGAUCGAUUCGGACAGGUUCUUGGAGUACGGAGAGGUUGAUGGGGAUCAGUUUGGAACCAGCAGAGGGGCAGUGAACACAAUCGUUGAUGCGGACAAAGUGCCCAUCAUGGAGAUGAGCACUAAUGGCGUUCGACAAACCAAGGAGUGCUCAUUUGAGGCACGACACGUCUUCGUCAGGCCUCCAGAUACAGAAUUGUUGGCAACUCGCCUCAAGGACCAAGGGAUUGCAACAGAAAAAGUCGACGAAAUCCUCAAGGCGGCCAAAGAAGAUAUUGAUGGGUCCACCGCAGCCGCCUACGAUGAAAUCAUUGUCAAUGAUGAUUUGGAGGCUGCAUAUACCGCGUUGGAGCAUUUCGUCUACGGCACAAAGCCGUCUGGGGAAGACGAGGCCAUGGGUGAGGCUGAGCAGACCCAGAAGCAGGAGUGA
This is a messenger RNA of Pyricularia pennisetigena, 2433 nucleotides long. RefSeq lists its product as uncharacterized. Lineage: Eukaryota; Fungi; Ascomycota; Sordariomycetes; Magnaporthales; Pyriculariaceae. The record is from RefSeq and is a predicted model, not a curated record. Gene Ontology annotation, cellular component: THO complex part of transcription export complex. The transcript is spliced from 4 exons. Gene Ontology annotation, biological process: mRNA export from nucleus; regulation of DNA-templated transcription elongation. Bases 1 to 2433 code for a protein of 810 amino acids.